UGUAAUGACAUCUUAGAAGAUUUUUCAUUCAUAGAAUAAUUUUUUCCUACUUUUUUGUUGCUUUGUUUCGUUUUCGGCAAUUAAAAAAUCUUCAAAAUGCGAAUCCCACACAUAAUAAAUAAAAACACCCUCGUGGCGUACAAUCCGUCGGCCGUGACUCUUUCCCUGCUCCACGAGCAGAACCGGCAACUACUCUCGGAGGAUUUAAUGCGCAAGGACCUACCGCCGACCCUGGUCUCACUCUGUGUAAUGGCCAUUGCCAAGAAUUUCGAAGCAUGUCCGAUCAUCAACGAGCUCGUGCUCUGCGCCGACCGUGAUUUCUUGCUGGAGAUACUACCGACCGAUCUCCCUCUGUCACUCGUGGUGCCUAUAAUUGAAGAUGAAAUAUAUUGGAUGCGACGGUACACAAACAAGUACGGUGUUAUGGCGCAACACUGUCACGUGGGUUGGACGUGGAAAUGCAUAUUUCUCGAGAAUCACAUUCAGGAAUUAAUCGAAACGGCGCAACCAGAGUACAACGAUGAAGAAAACUUGGAAGAAAUUACCAACCUAACAAACCUGUAUGUUCAUCGACUGGUAAUCUCCCAAUUACAAGCGUGGAAGUCCCCAUUAACAAUGGACGCUGAUGAAAUACCCGAAAUUCUUCCCUGUGAUCACAUUAACCUUGAACCAAUUUUCCGACGAUUGCAAAACGUGCAGGAACUUGUUAUCAAAUUCGGUAUGAAUAAUGUGGGCGAAAGUUUCCAGUGGAAUAUGUUUAGAGUAUCGAUUGACGACGCAAAACAUUUGGCAGCCGCGAUUGUAAAUCUUAAAACGCUCCGGGUGCUCGAUUUACACGCUUCAAACAUUGAAGAUAAACAUCUGCAAAUUUUAGCGCAGGAGUUAAUCAAAGUAGACACCUUGGAGGAACUGAGUAUGAAGAAUUGUUUGAUUGAAGACCAGGGUGCAUUAUGCAUAGCAAAAGUAAUGUUGACGCAUCCGACACUGCAGAAACUUAUCUUGGCGAAUAAUAAAAUCGGUGGACGCGGUGGUGAAGGCAUUGGAUAUGCACUUACGAAAGACACGUGUUGCCCGAUGAGACAUUUGGAUUUGCGAUUGAACCCACUUGGUCAUAUUGGCGUGAUGGGUUUGUUUCGAGCGCUUGUUCGAGUCCAAAAGGUGGAAGAACUUAUUAUUAGUGGGGUUGGUUUUGGUGAUGAGACGGGUAUAAGACUUGGGGCUGUAAUACAACUGAAUUCCGCUUUAAAAUUGCUGGAUGUUAGUAAUAAUUGGUGUAAACCUGGUGAGAAAGAAAUAUGCAACGCAAUAUUAACUAAUUCAACGCUCCAAUGGUUGGAUAUUAGAGAAACAGAUAUAUCUGAACCUUACUAUGGUAGUAUUAUGAGGAGACUUAAAAAGAACCGCAAAAAUGAUCCGAAUGCCGAAGAGGAAGAAGAAGAGGCGGGAGAAGAAGAAGAAUUAAUGUAUGAAGCAGAAUAUUUUAAUGAAGCAUAUGAAGGUGAAGGCGAAGAGGGUACGUACUUCUUACAUGUUGAAGAAGAACAAGAAGAAGAAAGCGACCUUGAAGUAGAAGAUGCUGUCGAUACAUCAAUUGCAUCGUAAAUUCACGCAAAUCAGUUGUUUGAAAAUCGCCCCGAGAAGCGGCAUUUAAAUUAAAAUCAUUUCAUUCACAAUACCAACCACAUUUGCAUACAUACCUAUAAUCUGCAUUGUUUACGCGAAUAUGAUUAUUGGAUUCCACAAAUUAUAAGUAUGUAUAUAUACACUACAUAUAUUGCAUUAAUACGUUGAUGGGAAGCGUUGAUGUUAACAAGUGAUCCCUUUGUGAGGCAUUAUUAUCAGAAUUAUGCCCGUGUUCAGUACGGCUGAAAGCGAGAACAACUUCUGGGAAUACAAAUCGUCCCACUAUAGCGUUGCAAUAUUAAUCCAAUUAUUUGAACUUUACCCCACGCAUGCCCCAAUUAAAUUUAAACGAGAAAUACCUGUUUGUCGCCAACGUUCUUCGUACUGGUUAGGCUACACUUAUUAACUGAAAUGACAUGAAUGUCUGAUUAUACUUUACUUACUCCUUACUUGCUUGCCACAAACACGAUUGCAACUUAUAACUAUAUCAAUGAUGAUAAGCAUGUAAAGUGUGAAUGCAAAUUUAUGCGUCAAACGGCCAUCUUUGAAAUUAAACCACGAUAUAGCAAGUUAUGUUCAAAUUAGGCUCCCAUUGAUACACACACCGCCAUCUAUGAACAAACACAUACAUUAAUCAAAAUAACGUUUAUUUUUGUCAGUCUUCGGCGGAUUGAACAUGAAAACGCAAAAAUAAAACGAUGGAGAACUAUAAACACAACACAUAGCUUGUAUCAACUGUAUCAUAAUUGGCAAAUGCAUAAAAUAUAAAUUAUAAACAUAAUACGUAAAUAUAAAUAAAAAUAAAUGUAGUACAA
Messenger RNA from Dalotia coriaria, 2438 nucleotides. RefSeq lists its product as uncharacterized. The coding region runs from base 97 to 1602 and encodes 501 amino acids. NCBI's taxonomy places the organism in Eukaryota, Metazoa, Arthropoda, Insecta, Coleoptera, Staphylinidae. Gene Ontology annotation, molecular function: protein binding. The transcript is spliced from 3 exons. The record is from RefSeq and is a predicted model, not a curated record.